CUCGUAACGUCGUUGGCAUAACGCGUCUGGCUUGUAGAUCUGUUUUUUAAAUUCAGAAAAUUCGCGAUUGUUGUGUAUUAGUUGAAGGACUUUUUUUGGUGGUUCGUAUUUUGUAUUUGGAAGAACUUUUUCAAGGCUACUCUUGUUGAUGAAGAGAUACAAAAUGACUCAUGCUCUGUGUAUCUCUUCCUUCAUCUUAUGCUGGCUACUUAUGGUGUUCCCUCAAGCUUCUGAGGCCAAGAGAAGCAUACUGAAUCUCAAAUCCCGUCACCAUAGAGAUGUUCAACUAUCCACUCCGGAACCACCAGAAUUGACUGCGGUACCACUUUUGGAAGAUGAUCCUUGCUUGUCCCACUACUGUACCUCAGGGAGAGAAUGCAAAGUCCACUCUGGAAUCCCAAUAUGCGAAUGCUCCAAGAAAUGUGUGCCACACCACCACGUGUGCGGUUCCGAUGGUAACAUUUACAAGAGCCAUUGCCACAUGCACAGUACCGCCUGUCAAAACAAAGAAAAACUCGUGCAGAUGGACAUGAACUUUUGCGAAAAAAAUCAGGAAAUGCAGUCUGACCAACCAAAGUUAAAUAAGAGCGAUAUAAGGCAACUAUUUGAUAAUUUGGCGAUUAAUAAGACUAAACCGAAGCCUGCUAAUAUCAAAGUCCCAGAUUAUUAUUAUGAGGAUUAUACAUUGGAGCCCGAAUAUCAGUAUUUAAGGAAACGAAAUUGUGCAAUGGAAGUGUAUGAAGUCAUGAAGGAUAAUUUGUUAAUGUAUUACCAUUCGAAAUUCACUGGCAAUGACAAGAAUAAGGAUUACGUGCAAAGUCUAAUGUUCUCACGUUUUGAUAAAAACAAGGAUGGACGAUUGGAGGAAUGGGAGCUUAAUGAGGCUUCCACGGACGAUCCCGACCUUAUGGACGUCCUCAGGCUCAGCCACGGAUGCAAAUUGGCCAGUUUAAUAUACUUUGAUGAUACUGAUGGGGAUGACAAGUUAACCAGCAGUGAAUUCUCCGUGGCAAUGAGCAAAUUAUACACAAACAGAUAUACUCGCCUACUACAGCAAGGGUUAAUCACAGCCCAAAAUGUUACAAAAGGUUCUUCAAAAUUCAGAGGCACUUGUCCUUUGUGUAUAUCAGUAGUGUCACUCGAUAAAGCAUUAGAAGUUAAUUGGGUACCAGUACGACUGGGAGACAGUGUGGAGCUCCAUUGCGCGGUCAGUGGUUCUCCGGUACCUCCGGUAAUAUGGCGGAGACACGGGCAAGAUCUGGCGAACUUAGAUCAGGAAGACGUGAAGGUUUAUGGAGAUGGAAGCCUGUAUUUGGCCAAGGUGGCAUUGGAGCAUGCUGGGAACUAUACUUGCAGUGCUCAGAGGAAUCCUAUGUUGGUCCAGACGCAUAUUUUAUUGGUUAAUACGUUGCCAGAGGUCCGUGUAGUACCAAAGUACCAAUCGAAAAGACCAGGCGAAGACGCGGAAAUGUUUUGCCACGUGUCAGGUGAACCGAUGCCAAACGUUACAUGGCUAAAAAACGACCAACAAAUCCCAUCUGUCCAAUUCGGAGACGAAGAUUCCCACUCCAAAUUUGAAAUAGUUGGCAACGGAACGUCUUUGAAGAUCCGAAAAAUCGAAUAUGCUGAUACGGGAGCUUACAUGUGUAAAGCCAUUAAUUCAGGUGGUACAACAAUGGAUAUAAGCUCCUUGGUAGUCCAAGACCAGCCAACAGCACAAGGCACCCUCAUUGAGGAACAGAGAUUCUUCGCUUUCCAUGAACUAGGAAUUUCCAUAUAUGAUCCAGCUGCCUGCAGGUUGCAUCAUAUAAUAAAAGGAACCGAUAUAAUUCCUGGAACCGAGGAAUAUGUAUGUGGCAACCAAAAAGCUAAUUGUUCCUGGGGAAGAGCAGUAUCUAUCUCUGACAGAUACAUCUAUGCCUCCCAACCACUACUAGAUCGUAUUCUGGUAGUUUCAACUACACAAAUGGCGGUAGUUGACGUAGUGGGCACUGAUAAAUACCCCGUGGAGCUGGAAAAGGUUUUACAUCUGGACCAGCUAUGGCUGGUCAGUUGGAGGAACAAGAACGAAACUGGAUCAAAAACCAUACAAGUUAUAAGAGAUGCUGGCCAGAAGAGGAAACACCACACAGUCCAUCCAGAACCUAUUGAUGGACAGUUUGAUAUGGUUAAGCAGCUGUUUUUGCCCACGCCAUUUGAGGAAAUCUCCCAUUAUAAAUACAAAUACGGCUACGUAACACAUACCAACCAGCGAGGAGUCUACAAAUUAGACCUGGAAAACUUAAGAUAUAUUCGCUCAGUGGACUUGACUCCUUACAACUGUGUGCCUGAGGAAAUCCAGUUUUCUGCACUAUACGGAUAUGUUUUCAUGGAAUGCAAGGAGCCAGUAACCAAGAAACCGACCGGAAUGCUAAUUCUGGAUUACUUAAGUGACGCAGUUAUUUUGCCUCCCUCAAAGUCUGAGAGGUUUUAUGGGAAACCUUACGUCUCUCCUGACUCAAGGAAAUUGGUUACUUUUAAUGUUAAAUUAGGAGGAACGGUGCUCAGUAUACAUGACAUAAUUUCUGAAGGGGUGAAGUUUCGUUUCGAUAUUAGGACAAGCCUCAAUGUGUCCGAUUUGGCAUUUUAUCCAAGUCAAACGUCACAUGGUUAUGACGUUUAUGCCAGUAGCUUGAACAAGAGUGAUCUGCUGUAUAUAAAUUUGGAUACCGGCAAAGUUAAGGUCAUCGUGGGAGUUGGAGAAUCCCCCAACAAGUCCAAGUGGAACAACCCAAUUCGACCGAUCACUACAGCAGGUAGAUUUGGAACUUUUUUGGCAACCCCCAGUAACAAUGCCCUCUUCAUCAUCAAUGGAAAAUCGAGAACCAUUAACUGCGAAAUAAGCGCUUUAAAUAACCCAUCGCACAUCGUAUGGAUUACCCAAAUAUAUCACUAAAUGUCCGCUUUAGAUAGCACAUAAAAUUAUUAUUUUACCAUAUAGCGUGCAAGUUAAAAUUUAAAAGACUAAAUUUUAAUUUGUUUCUAUAUUAUAUAAUAUUAUAUGGUUGAAAAUCAACAACCGUUUGCCUUAUUUACAAAUUAUUUUUUACAUAAGAAAGGUGCCAUAUAAUAUAAAACAUAGUAGCUCAUCAUAUUUUAAAUAUUCUAUAUUAUACAUGACACUUUCACUCGUUUAAAUAAUACAAUUUAAUGUGUUUUUUUAAUUAUAUUCUCUUUCUUUAGGAUAUUUUGAUAUGCAAUUUAAUCAAUCAAGCUUAAACUCAUGCCAAAUUAUACGGUAUAUCAAUUUGCAUAUCAAUUUACUCAUUAUACAGCCAUAAUGCCCAAUUUCUGCUUAUUAUAAAUAAAUAUGUAUAUAAUAAUUAUUAUGUAAUUACCCAUUAUAUUUAGAGAUGAUAAGACACAUUUUUUGAAUACCUUAGGGUUAGAUUAAUAAUAAUAAUAAUUAUAAUAAUAAUAAGAAUAAUAAAUGGAAAAUUAUGUUACUUUAAAAUUUAAAGCCAAAUACAAUAACGAUAUAAAGUAAAAAUUAUUUAGACUUAGGCAUAGGUACAGGGUGGCUUUUACAAAACUGAAAAAUCAGCUUUUCAUUUAUCAGUGAUUGCCCUGUAUAUAAAACAGCGGGAAUUAAAUUUUAUAAAAAAAAUAUCUUAGGCUUACAAACGUUAACUGUGGUAUGUUGUAGUAAAAUUAUAAAUGUAAACUCGUUUUGCAAAAUAAAGAAAACACUAAAUCCAA
Molecule: messenger RNA, 3738 nt
Organism: Anthonomus grandis grandis
Lineage: Eukaryota; Metazoa; Arthropoda; Insecta; Coleoptera; Curculionidae
Product: follistatin-related protein 4-like
Exons: 22
Coding region: 149-2935 (928 amino acids)
Cellular component (GO): neuron projection
Molecular function (GO): protein binding
Source: RefSeq, a predicted model, not a curated record